This is a messenger RNA of Cucumis sativus (cucumber), 2315 nucleotides long. Its product is annotated as transcription factor bHLH131. The record is from RefSeq and is a predicted model, not a curated record. Lineage: Eukaryota; Viridiplantae; Streptophyta; Magnoliopsida; Cucurbitales; Cucurbitaceae. Gene Ontology annotation, biological process: regulation of DNA-templated transcription. The transcript has 2 exons. Gene Ontology annotation, molecular function: DNA-binding transcription factor activity; protein dimerization activity. Bases 1429 to 2115 code for a protein of 228 amino acids.
AGAUCCAUCUAUUCCUCUCCUUCCAAACUCAGUGGAUUGUUCCACAGAAGUUCCUAGAAAUACUUUUUUUUUUUACCACAACAGUGGGUUUAGCACGAAACUUCUGAACUUUCAAGGUGUUGGUUUGCCUUUGUUCAUUGAUUUUAAAGUCUGACCAGGUUCCCUAUUAUGAAUCCUUUGCAAGUGAAGACAUGUUGCAGAAUAUUAUUUGUUGUGAACAUCAUAUAGAUUUUUGUAUUGAAUUUUCUCUAGCUUUCUAUAAUACUGCUUAAUCAUUUCAGGGGAAAAUGCUGUGGUAGUAACUUCAUAAAGUUCUCUUGAUUCAAUGAAUUGCUUUUAUUGGAAUAGAGUCAUAGAGAUAGAGAACCUCAUUGUGGCAAUUCACCUGGAACAGAGUAAUUUGCUCUUUUGGUUGACAACAAAUUAUUUGAUCGAAUUUUAAUGGACGUAUAUUGUUCUCUUCUUUUCAAAUAUAUAUUUCAUUUUUUUGGAUAAGAAACAGGAAAGGAAUAUAUUCCAAAAGAAUAAAAAACUUUAAGCCCCCCAAAACCAGCCUAACAGCCAUCUUUGUCAAACAUUUCAUUUAACGAGAAUUCCUUGAUACCAUGCCUUUUCUCCACAGAUUUCUAAUCCAAAUUAACAUGUAGUGGGGUAUACAUUAUUGGACUGAUUUGGACUGAUGUUAGCCAUGAGAGCAAAAAAUUCUCUCCCGACAGUAUUAAAGACAAGUUACGUCUGUCUUCGUUUGAACCAUCCAUUAGGUUGCAGUUUUGCAAUCCGAAAAAUACAAUAAAACAACUUUUGUCCAAGGGGUAGUAGCAACCGAAUUAGCAGCUUCCAAGCCACACACCGGCAGCAUAAUAUGCUUAUCAGUUAACUCAAGAUCCUUGACUCCUAUUUUUUUUACGACAGGAAUUAAGUUAUAAAUGUGGGUGAUGUGAUGUCAGUGUAUUCUUGAACUUGAAAGUAUUUGUAAUGAGUUGUUAAUUUGGAUCUCGAGUAGUGUGGAGGAAUGUGGACAAUAUUAUGGGCAUUAUCAUAAAAUUCCGGUCAUGCGGAUGGUUCAUAUGUGAUUUGGUUAAAGCACUCCGAGUCUCCAUAUCUUAUCAUUAUAAUUACAUAAUCUUUUACCACAAAUAAAUAAAGCAAUUAUGAGAAAAUGGCAAUCUUAGUCUCCGUAUCAUAUCAUUAUCAAAAUGCAAAGUAAAUGGCAAUUAAGAGAUUGGAUAUCACAUAAUCAUCCUUCACCACAAUUAAAUAUAACAAUUAAUUCCUUCUCUCUGAAAAUGGAGAAUAUUCCUAUAUAGAAAACAUCAAUGGCCAUACUUUACACCAAUGAACACUAUUCCCUUCCUUUUUGAUAAUUGUGAAACUUACAUUUUUCUCCACCUUCAUUCUAUAUUCGUUAUUUCAUAGUCUGAACUAGUGAUGCAGUCCAUCCAGUGCUACCCAACUUCAGGAACUAUGCAUCAUCGAAUGUAUCCUCAAGCACAACCUCCAGUGAUCAACCCUUACAGCAGCCCAAUCCCAUCCUUUGCAAGGAAGGAGCCUAAAUUUAAUGCAGCCGUGAAGCACCGUUUGGCAGAGCAGAACAGAAGGAACAGAAUCAGUGGCCAAUAUGCCACGCUCCGUGCCAUCCUUCCCAGCCUAUCCAAAACGGAUAAGAGUAAGCUGAAAAAGGCUUUUGUGCUUUCUGAGACAAUCCGUGGAGUGAAGGAGCUUAAGAAGCUUGUAUCAGAAAAGAGAGUAGCCAGUCGUGAGUUCAGAGAUUGUGGGAUACCUAGUGGAGCAGAUAGGUUGAGCUUAGAACAAUGUGAUGGUGGUGAAGGGAUGGUGAAGGCUGUAAUGAGCUGUGAGGACAGGCAGGAUAUCAUGGCAGAAUUAGCCAAAGCACUGAAAACAAUGAAAGUGAAGCUGGUUAAAGCUGAAAUGGUGACUGUGGGUGGAAGGAACAAGUUUUCUCUAUGGAUUCAAGGCCCUAAAGAAGGACAUAGUGGGCUUAAGAGAGUUUUGGAGGCUGUUAUGAGAAGGCCUUCAUGGAUUGCUAGAAAACCCAGAAAUGUUUGGCAGUCUCGAGCUUCAACAGAUAGCAAUUUUAACGGAGUGACUUCUUGAACACAAAAAUUUCUUGUUUUUCUUAAAGUAAACAUAAUUACCCGUUUGUAUUUAGAGGUCAAUUGUGAAUUGUGAUGGCCUUUAUGGGAAACCAUCCAACCUCUAAUCCAUACAUAUAUAUCCUCACAUAAUUGGGAAAACUUAUGUAAAUGAAACUGAAUGAAAAAAUAAAUUGAUAUUACAGAUUAGUUUUGAAAAAA